Molecule: messenger RNA, 594 nt
Organism: Scylla paramamosain (green mud crab)
Lineage: Eukaryota; Metazoa; Arthropoda; Malacostraca; Decapoda; Portunidae
Product: mucin-6-like
Exons: 1
Coding region: 1-594 (197 amino acids)
Source: RefSeq, a predicted model, not a curated record
AUGUCGCCCUCCCGUCAUCUUCACGUUACUUCCCCGUCAUUUUCACAUAAUCCUCUCGUCACCUUCACGUCACCCUCCCGCCAUCAUCACGUCACUCUCCCAUCACCUUUACGUCAAAUUCCCGUCACCCUCCCAUCACCUUCAUGUCACCCUCCCCUCACCCUCCCAUCACACUCCCAUCAUCUUCAUGUUACCUUCACAUCACCCUCCCGUCACCUUCGCGUCUCCAUCCCGUCACCUUCACGUCACCCUUUCGUUAUCUUCACAUCACCCUCCCAUUACCUUCACGUCACUCUCCCAUCAGCCUCCCGUCACUCUCCCGUCUUCUUCACGUCAGCUUCACGUCACCCUCCCGUCACCUUCAUGUCACCCACUAGUCACUCUCCCGUCACCCUUUCGUCACCUUCACGUCGCUCACUCGUCACCCUAAUGUCAGCCUCCCGUCACCUCCGCGUUAUCCUCCUCUCACCCUCCUAUCACCCUCCCGUCCCUUCACGUCACUCAUCCGUCACCCGCCCGUCAUCUUCACGUCACCUUCACGUCACCCUUCUGUCACCUUCACGUCAUCCCCCCGUCACCUUCACGUCACUUUAA